This is a messenger RNA of Colletotrichum costaricense, 309 nucleotides long. RefSeq lists its product as uncharacterized. Bases 1 to 309 code for a protein of 102 amino acids. The transcript has 2 exons. Lineage: Eukaryota; Fungi; Ascomycota; Sordariomycetes; Glomerellales; Glomerellaceae. The record is from RefSeq and is a predicted model, not a curated record.
AUGUUCAUGGGCUAUUCCUUACACUUUUUACUCCCACUCUCCAUAUCUCUCUUUUUCUCCCUCUGUCUGGGUUUCUCUCGGCCUUUCUUCCUCCACCCCCCUCCGACUCUCAGUCCCUCGGACUCUCCACACCACCAUCAGCCCUCCUCCCCUCUGCUUCCUUCAUCAUACUCUCUAUCCGGACCUCUCUCUGCCUCUUCCUCAACUAUAUUUCCCAUCACGCUCUCAUCGCGGACCCGAGUUCGUGCCAUAUACAUAGUUUAUGAGCAUACAACCAUCAUCUGGGUACAGCCCUGUCGGCGUGUUUGA